Tauraco erythrolophus (red-crested turaco) is the source of this 1839-nucleotide messenger RNA. The record is from RefSeq and is a predicted model, not a curated record. Lineage: Eukaryota; Metazoa; Chordata; Aves; Musophagiformes; Musophagidae.
AUGUCUGAGAAAGACAGUGGUGAAAACCUGAAAGAAGAAACGUCUUACAAAGAUGAAAAUGAACGGAAAGCAGAGGAGCUUGGCUGCACUGAGAGCAAUGAAGGGAGAGAGCAAGAGCUUGAGCCUCUGCCUAUGACUCGGAAAAGACCUGAACCCAAACCCCCAAGCCAGCCUGCUACCACAGAAAAGCCCACAGGUGAAACCCACAAGGUAUAUUCUCCUGCUGCAGUUCAGACAGGAUGGGGAUACUGGGGAAGCUGGGGAAAAUCUCUUCUGUCAACUGCAUCUGCUACUGUAGCUACAGUAGGUCAAGGUAUUUCAAAUGUCAUAGAAAAAGCAGAAACAACCCUUGGGAUCCCCAGUCCUAGUGAAAUCUCUUCCGAGACUCGAGAUGCUACAAGAGGAAGUGAGAAUCCUGGUGCUAGCAGCACAGAUGCAGUUGAUGAUGGCAGUUCCUUUCCUAUUGCUGGGGCUCUCGGAGUUUUGUCAACCAUCUCUACUGCUGUCCAAAGCACAGGAAAAAGUGUUAUUAGUGGAGGUCUGGAUGCCUUGGAAUUCAUUGGGAAAAAGACAAUGGAUGUAAUAGCUGAGGGAGACCCUGGAUUCAAAAAAACAAAGGGCCUAAUGAACAGAAGUUCAACAUUAUCGCAGGUCUUACGAGAGGCAAAGGAGAAAGAAGAGCAGCAGACAGCUACGGAGGUUGCCAUGGCUACGGAGAAGAAAGCCCAUUAUGGGUUACUCUUUGAUGAGUUUCAGGGUCUUUCACAUCUGGAGGCCUUAGAGAUGCUUUCCAGAGAGAGUGAAUCAAAGGUGAAAUUGGUUCUAAAUGCCCUCUCUGGAGAAGAGUUGGACACACUGAAGGAGGAAAUGGAACAACUCAAAGAAGCAUUUUCUUUACCUGAAUUCUUUGAAGAAGAAGAGGAAGAAAAGAAGGGGGAUGAGGAGUUCACAAAAGAAGUAACAGAGUUGUUUUCAGAAUUGCGUAUCUCCUCAAAGCCAGACAAACUGAUCAUGGUGAGGACAUCUGCUCAGGAAUGGAUAGCAAGAUUCAACAGUAGUCUUCCUAAAGAAGAAAAAGAGAGUGAAGAAAACCAAGAAGCGGAAUCUGGAGAUGGUGACCACGAUGCUAAAACAGUAGAGGAUGUUCAUGCGUUUGCCAUAAGAAGUCUGGCUGAACUGACUGCGUGCUCCAUUGAGAUUUUCCACAAAACUGCAGCUUUGUUUCUACAUGCUCAGAAACAAGAGGUGACAGCCACAGACAGAGCCAAGUCCCUUUCACAAAUGACGAUUGUGCUGUGUAAAGAACUGUCAGCUUUCUCUAAAGAGUUCACUACGUGCUUAACAACUGCAGGGGUCAAAGAGAAAGCAGAUGUGCUUAAUCCCUUAAUCACUGGAGUGUUUUUGGAGGCUUCAAACAGUGCUUCAUAUAUCCAAGAUGCCUUCCAGCUCUUGCUGCCUGUACUGCAGAUCUCUCUUAUUGAGGCUAGAACGGAACUAUCACAGUGAUAAAAAUCCUUCUAAUUAAGAACUUUUUGACCUUCCCACGUCGUAGUUCCCAUGCUGGAGAGUGACGUAAAGGCUGUUAUUAAAGGGGAAAAGAUUAACUCUGAUAGCUGCUGCUGCAAGAAUGGUGAUUAAAUGCAGCCUGGCAAUGACAGCCCGUACAGCACAUUGUGAGAUGUGAUUAGCAUAGUCCAGGCUGGCGGACAACGUGACAGACUUAAAGUGCAGAUUGCUUCUCUGUUUUCAUGGACUGUCUAUAUCUUUUCACUGAAAUCCCUCUGCUGUAUGUGUUAACAAGCUCUUUGGAGAAGCUCUCUGGACUGUGAAGACUAUGCU